Messenger RNA from Candoia aspera, 1232 nucleotides. RefSeq names its product sulfotransferase family 1C member 4 (gene SULT1C4). The coding region runs from base 193 to 1107 and encodes 304 amino acids. The transcript is spliced from 8 exons. Gene Ontology annotation, cellular component: cytoplasm. Gene Ontology annotation, molecular function: sulfotransferase activity. Lineage: Eukaryota; Metazoa; Chordata; Lepidosauria; Squamata; Candoiidae. The record is from RefSeq and is a predicted model, not a curated record. Gene Ontology annotation, biological process: sulfation.
AACCUCAGGCAUGCCAAGCUGGUGAAAAGUCAUUGUUUUAGCUAUAAACUCUUACGACAGACAGUUUUGAAACCUGAGUUCUCGGCGUUCAUUCAGGGCGAAGCAGGAGAUCAUCAGAGCUUCUCCUAAGAGCAUUCUAUUUUUGAGAAGAUCUUACGUAGAUUUGAAUCAUUGUUAAACCAUUUGUUCUUUAUGCCUUUGGAAAAGAUAGAAGAUCUAAAGGUGGACUGGGAUGUGAAACGUGCUGAAGUUGGGGAGGUGGAAGGAAUUCCUCUUCCAAAAGUUAUUUGUAACAUAUGGCAUAAAAUCUGGGCUUUCCAAGCCAAACCAGAUGAUCUACUCAUUGCAACCUACGCAAAGGCAGGUACAACAUGGACACAGGAGAUUGUAGACAUGAUCCAGUGUGAUGGUAAUAUCAAAAAAUGUAAACGUGGUUCAACUUAUGACCGACAUCCUUUCAUUGAAUGGGUUAUAAACAAACAUUUUCCUUCAGGCCUGGAGAAAGCUGAAGCUAUGCCUUCACCAAGAACAUUGAAAACUCAUCUUCCUGUCCAGUUGAUUCCUCCAUCCUUUUGGGAGAAAAACUGUAAGAUCAUAUAUGUGGCAAGAAAUGCUAAAGACAAUCUAGUGUCUUAUUAUCACUUCCAUAGAAUGAAUCAAAUGAUGCCUGAGCCAGGAACAUGGGAGGAAUUUUUUGGGAAAUAUUUAGAUGGAAAAGUGCUAUGGGGAUCCUGGCAUGAUCAUGUAAAAGGAUGGUGGAAGGCUAAAGCUAGUAAUCGUGUUCUCUUUCUUCUCUAUGAAGAUAUGAAAGAGAAUCCUAGGCGUGAAAUCCAGAAAAUAUUGCAAUUCUUGGAGAAGGAUGUGGAGAAGGAUGUUCUGGAGAAGAUAAUUCAUUACACCCAAUUUGAAAUAAUGAAAGACAACCCCAUGGCAAACUACACCUUUUUACCUCCACAAAUAAUGGACCAUUCAAUCUCCCCAUUCAUGAGAAAAGGAGUUGUAGGGGAUUGGAAGGAUUAUUUUACUGUGGCACAAAAUGAGAAAUUUGAUUCAGACUAUAAGAAGAAGAUGGCAGGAACUUCUCUUACUUUCCGCAUGGAGCUGUAGAGGAAGAAAAAAAAGUCAUUAGUGUUUUACGUCAUUGAAGUCUGAAGUUUAAACCUAGGGAUCAGUCCUUUUAUUCUCCAGAUUGCUUACUUGGAUGUAUUGGAUAAUAAAAAUGUAUUCAUUCA